ACCAAGAGUGUGAUAGGUAUUUUCCUUUCAUAGCAAUGUUUUCUAGAGUUGCUCUGGGCAAGAGUAUAUAUAUAUUUUUUGUAAUUUCUUGCAUAGUUUCGAUAUCUUCGAGUGUAUGUCUGUGUGUUUGGGUUUGUUUUGAUCUAUGUAGAUCUGCAAUUUGUUUUGUUUUUAGGGAGCUAGUUUUACCCAAAUAGCCCUGUUGAUAAAUCGUUUCCCCACUCUUUUGUGGUAAAAUUCUGUCCCUAUCGUCUGCUGUGUGGUUUGAAGACUAUGGUUACAAAAGCUUUUAUUUGGAUAGAGGAAAAAAUUUACUGGUCUGCAGAAUUUUUAAAGUUAUUGAGAAUUUUGUUAAAUGUUCCCUCAAAGUUUUUGUAUUUGACGUAUGAAUGGUGGCAAGUGGCGGCUUCCUUUAUGAUUUGAAACUGAUUUUUAUAGCCUGAUCAGAUGCUGGUCUGCAAUUUGUUGUUUUUUUUUGAGCUAGUUUUGUGCAAAUAGCCCUGUUGAUAAAUCGUUCCCUCACUCUUUUGCGGUAAAAUUCUGUCCCCAUUGCCUGCUGUGUGGUUUGAAGACUAUGAGUUACAAAAGCUUUUAUUUGGAUGGUGGAGGAAAAAAUUUACUGGUCGGCGGAAUUUUUAAAUUAAUUGAGAAUUUUGUUAAAUGUUCCCUCAAAAUUUUUGUAUCUGACAUAUGAACAGUGGCAAGUGGCGCCUUUAUGAUUUGAAAAUGAAAACUGAUUUUUAUAUCCAGAUCAGAUGUUGGUCUGUUUUUCUUGCAUCUUUCCUUUAUUUCUUACAAGGAAAAGAGAGUUUUUUUUUUAAUUUCAUUUAGUAUGAGAUUGCGUGUUCAUGUCUAAAUGUUCUGGGCCAGCAGGUGGUAAUGUUGUUCAGUAGUGAGGACUGCAUUUACAUUACAAUGCUUCUCAGAACAAUUCCAUUAUUGUCUUUCUAGUUUUGUGACCUUCAGAAAAAAUUAAAAUUGUUCAUGUCUUGUUUUUGCUAUAUUGUUCAGUGGUAGUUGGCAUUUUUAAGUACUAAAUGAACCCUUUACUGACUUUUUCCGGACCAGGAUGUGGUUUUUCUUUUUAACUUUUCUGUAAAUAUCAUUGGCGCUUCCAGAGUUGUUUUGAGAAUGGCUUGAUGGUUGUAGCUGGCAUUAGCAUCUCUUAUGGAUUGCAAAACAAGUUCACGUCUUUUAGAGAUUUAUUUUUGUCCUUGCAUUCCUUGCACCGGUCAGGGUCAAUUAUCUCAAUAUGGUGCUCAUGCUUUGGAGGACUGACCAUGAUUUGGUCUGCAGGGAUGCAAAAGCCAUAUCUAAGAGCUGCUUGAGCAACUUGUGGCUCCCUUGCCCUUAUUCUAGAGUUACAACCACAUCAGUCAGUUAAAUCUGUUGGCACUUACAUGGCAAGCAGAGAAGCCAACAAUCAGGAUUCACAUGUGGUAAAGAAUCUGAAGCAGUGCUCUAAAGAGGUUAUGUGGUUAGGUUCACCCUGGACAUGCAGGAAAAGGCGGAGACAUUACCAGUCAUUUUGUCGAAAUGGAGUUGAAAUUGCAGUUCAUGAUUUUGUCUAUGUCUUGGCUGAAGAAGACGAACGACUUGUUGCUCAUUUAGAUGAUAUGUAUGAAGAUACCAAGGGCAACAAGAUGGUUGUGGUACGAUGGUUUCACAAAAUUGAUGAGGUUGGUGUUGUUUUGCCUCAAUCCUACCGUGACAGGGAGAUUUUCUUUUCUCUUUGUCUUCAAGAUCUCAGUAUUGAAUGCAUAGACGGACUGGCAACUGUUCUUAGUCCUCAGCAUUAUGAACAAUUUCUGAAUGGGGCAAAACAUACUCAGUUGGAGCCAUUCGUAUGCCACAGGCAGUUUGACAAUGAUGAAAUCAAGGCAUUUGACGUAACUCAACUUAAAGGUUACUGGAAACAGGAUCUAUUGAGAUACACUUGUCCUGUUGAUGAUGGUCUAGAGGUGGAAAGAAAUCCUAGUGAUGCUGCUGCGAAUAGACCCAAGAAGAGGCUCCGAUGGUCCGAAGAGUGUGACACGAACUUGCAAUCUGCCAGCGAAAAAGUCGACGUUAAUGCUACUUUACAAAGUUGCAAUGGCAGUCUAACCAGCUCUAAAGUUGUAAUGGGGUUGUGCCGUCUGAGAGAAUUGUCUGCUGCUUCAUUUGGUAACAUUAAACUGGAGAAAAAAAAUUCGCAGCAUCUAAGCAUUGGUUCUCAAGUUGAAGUGCUCUCUCAAGAUAGUGGUAUUAGAGGCUGCUGGUUUAGAGCAUUCAUUGUGAAGAAGCACAAAGAAAAGGUGAAAGUACGGUAUCAGGAUAUCAUGGAUGCCACUGAUGAAGCCCAAAAUCUGGAGGAGUGGAUUUUGGCGUCCAGGUUGGCUGCACCUGAUGAGUUGGGUGUUCGAAUCUGUGGGAGGAGUAUUGUCAGACCUGUGCCAUGGACCAACAAGGGUAAAGUUUCAUGGGUAUUUAAUGUUGGAACCCUCGUUGAUGUGUGGCGGCAUGAUGGGUGGUGGGAAGGCAUAGUUGUUAAGAAAGAAUCUGAAGAUCGUCUACAUGUUUAUUUUCCAGGAGAAAGGCAGGAACUGAUCUUUGGUUGUGGUGAUUUGAGGCAUUCACAGGAAUGGUUGGAAGAUGGAUGGAAGCAGCUAAAGGAAAGGUCAGAUCUUGUAUCCGUGUUAUCUGGACUGGAAAUAAAGCAAGAUAUUGCUAACUGCGGCAAUGUUAAACCAGAGAAAGCUGUCUUGUGUUAUGAUAGAGAUCUUGUUGACAAUUCUGUGGUGGAUAUGGGAGACGAGAAGUUGAAUGAAUUGAAAGUCAUGCGAGAUCUCUCAAAAGAUGAUUUGCUCUCACAAUUGAGAUGGAAAUCAUCAGGGAGAAGACGACGUAGUAGGAGCCCCGUUCACAAGUUGCAGUUUGGUGUUCAUGACAAUAAUAAGAGAGUUGAGGAUUCACAUAAGCAAACCUAUCGGAAAUAUUUUGGUCUGCCCUUGAAGGUGGAUCCCGACAACUGCAAGUAUAGGGGUGAUUCUUCUUUUGGUUCUUCAAUCGUCUCUCCAUUGUCAAACUUGGUUAUGACUCGAUGACGGUUCUUCUUGGGCUUUCAAGUUCUUACAGGAUUGAUUGAAGAUCUGGACACAUUCGUGGAAUUGUUUUACAUGUAUAUAGUAUCCUGGAUUUUGGCUUUUUAGAUAAAGGUACCAUGACUCAAUUUUUUCGUUGAUGCGGGAAAUGUGUAUAUGAAGUUGCUGAGGUAUCUGACUCAAUGACCUUUUGUAUGAACAAGUAGCAGUAGCCUGAGGCAGUACAGAAUGCGAAGCCACAGGUAACGUUGUUGAUGUAGUAGAAAGAAUGACCACUUUAGGCUAAUUUAAUACCUCAUAACACUUCAGCAAAUUGACGCGCCUUGUUACCAGCUGAGAAUACUUCUUGUAAUCUCUCUUUAUAUUCUUGUUACCAGCUAAUUAAAAGUUCUUAUCGUCUGGUAUCAAACGCUUAUUUGUUUUGGAAUUGCAAUUGAUAAUCUGAUUAUAUUUCCUC
Molecule: messenger RNA, 3537 nt
Organism: Coffea eugenioides
Lineage: Eukaryota; Viridiplantae; Streptophyta; Magnoliopsida; Gentianales; Rubiaceae
Exons: 6
Coding region: 1401-3083 (560 amino acids)
Molecular function (GO): chromatin binding
Source: RefSeq, a predicted model, not a curated record